AUGCUGGUGAUCCUGCUCAACUGCGUGACGCUGGGCAUGUUCCACCCCUGCGAGGACAUCGCCUGCGACUCGCCGCGCUGCAGGAUCCUCCAGAGCUUCGAUGAUUUCAUCUUUGCCUUCUUCGCUGUGGAAAUGAUCGUCAAGAUGAUUGCGCUGGGGAUUUUUGGGAAGAAGUGCUACUUGGGAGACACCUGGAACCGCCUGGACUUCUUCAUUGUCAUCGCAGGGAUGCUGGAGUACUCCCUGGACCUGCAGAACGUCAGCUUCUCAGCAGUCCGCACCGUCCGCGUCCUGCGGCCGCUCAGGGCCAUUAACAGGGUCCCCAGUAUGCGCAUCCUGGUGACGCUUCUUUUGGACACGCUGCCCAUGCUGGGGAAUGUCCUUCUCCUCUGUUUCUUUGUCUUCUUCAUCUUCGGCAUCGUGGGAGUCCAGCUGUGGGCAGGUUUGCUCAGGAACCGCUGCUUCCUCCCCGAGAACUUCAGCAUCCCCUACACAGUGGAUUUGGAGCGAUACUACCAGACAGAGAACGAAGACGAGAACCCUUUCAUCUGCUCCCAGCCCCGGGAGAACGGGAUGCGCUACUGCCGGAGUAUCCCGACACGGAGGGAAGAGGGUCUCGAGUGCACCCUGGAUUAUUAUUCCUACAAUGACACCACCAACACGUCCUGUGUCAACUGGAACCAGUAUUACACCAACUGCUCUGCCGGGGAGCACAACCCCUUCAAGGGAGCCAUCAACUUCGAUAACAUUGGCUACGCUUGGAUUGCAAUAUUUCAGGUCAUCACACUGGAAGGCUGGGUAGACAUCAUGUACUUUGUCAUGGACGCACACUCCUUCUACAACUUCAUCUACUUCAUCCUCCUGAUUAUUGUGGGCUCCUUCUUCAUGAUCAACCUCUGCCUGGUGGUGAUAGCAACGCAGUUCUCUGAGACGAAGCAGCGCGAGAGCCAGCUGAUGAAGGAACAACGGGUGCGCUACCUGUCCAACGCCAGCACCCUCGCCAGCUUCUCGGAGCCGGGCAGCUGCUAUGAUGAACUCCUCAAGUACCUGGUUUACAUUGCCCGUAAAGGCAGCAAGCAGCUUGUGGAGGUCUACCGGGUGGCGGGUGUGAGGAUGGGCUUCCUCACCAGUCCCGGGAGCAAGGCGGGGACUGACCGGCGCGCUGGGAAGCGCCGGAGCAGGAAGAGGUCCUCCGUGCACCACCUCAUCCACCAUCAUCACCACCACCACCACCACUAUCACCUGGGCAAUGGGAACCUGAGGGCACCCCGUGCCAGCCCGGAGAUCAGCGAUGUGGAGACCAGCUCGAUCCACAACGGGACCAACCGGUUGAUGCUCCCCCCCUCAGCACCAAACCCCCACGGGGCCCCCAGCGCCACUCCCAGCAACACCGAGUCCGUCCCCAGCAUCUACCACCCCAGCACCUCCCAUGAGAUGCUGAAAGAGAAGAACCUGGGGGAGGCAGCGGUUGGUGCUGGGAGCAGCACCUUGACAAGCCUCAACAUCCCACCUGGGCCGUACAGCACCAUGCACAAGCUGCUGGAGACACAGAGCACGGGGUUCUUUUCAGUCCACGUUACAGAGAAAGGCGAUGGCUUUCCAGGUCCCUGCCAAAGCUCCUGCAGGACCUCCAGCCCCUGCACCAAGCUGGAUGGCGGCUCCUGCAACCCUGAGAGCUGCCCUUACUGCCUCAAGGCGCUGGCAAGCGAGGCCGAGCUGACGGACAACGAGACGGCCGACUCGGACAGCGAGGGGGUCUACGAAUUCACGCAGGAUGCCCACUACAGCGAUCAGCGGGACCCGCAGCGGGGCAGAGCCCGGGCCAGGAGAGCGAGCCGGGUGCUGGCCUUCUGGCACGUGGUGUGCGAGACCUUCCGGAAGAUCGUGGACAGCAAAUAUUUUGGCCGUGGGAUCAUGGUGGCCAUUCUCAUCAACACGCUCAGCAUGGGGAUCGAGUACCACGAGCAGCCGGAGGAGCUUACCAAUGCCCUGGAGAUCAGCAACAUAGUCUUCACAAGCCUCUUUGCCUUGGAGAUGCUGUUGAAAGUUCUUGUUUAUGGUCCUUUUGGCUACAUUAAGAAUCCAUACAACAUCUUUGAUGGGAUCAUCGUGGUGAUUAGCGUGUGGGAGAUAGUGGGCCAGCAAGGUGGGGGGCUCUCGGUCCUGCGGACCUUUCGGCUCAUGCGAGUUUUGAAGCUGGUCCGCUUCAUGCCUGCCCUCCAGCGCCAGCUCGUAGUCCUCAUGAAGACCAUGGACAACGUGGCCACGUUCUGCAUGUUGUUGAUGCUCUUCAUUUUCAUCUUUAGCAUCCUGGGGAUGCACCUCUUCGGCUGUAAGUUUGCUUCAGAGCGAGACGGUGACACGCUGCCCGACAGGAAGAACUUCGACUCCUUGCUCUGGGCCAUCGUCACCGUCUUCCAGAUUUUGACCCAGGAAGACUGGAACAAGGUCCUUUACAACGGCAUGGCAUCGACCUCCUCCUGGGCUGCUCUCUACUUCAUCGCUCUCAUGACGUUUGGGAACUAUGUUCUCUUUAACCUGCUGGUGGCCAUCCUGGUAGAGGGUUUCCAGACAGAGAAAGGCAAACUGGGAGUGCAAGAACAGGGUGAUGCUUCCAAGUCUGAUUCCGAGGGGGAUCUCUUCCCCCGUAGCCUGGAAGAGGAGGGAGGACUUAAGAAAAACUUGUCGAAUCCAGCCUUGAUGGCCCUGAGCGACCACCCAGAGCUGAAGAAGAGCCUGACCCCCCCCCUCAUCAUACACACCGCUGCCACGCCGAUGCCCAUGCCCAAGAGCGCCGUGUUCGGCGAUGCAGCACAGGGCUACGAGUCCCGCCGGGCCAGCGGCGUCUCCAUGGACCCUGCUGCCUACGAGCUCAAGUCCCCGGUAUUCACGUCACCUCCUCGUUGGGUUUACGGGACUGUCUGUCCGUCCAUCCGCCCUGGCUGGCGCAGCAUCGGCCGGGCCCCCAGCCUCAAGCGUCGGGGUCAGAGCAGCGAGCGCAGGUCCCUCCUCUCCGGGGAGGGGAAGGAGAGCUCGGAGGAAGGGGAGAGCUCGGACGAGGAGCACUCCAGCCGGGCUGGCAGCUUCAAUGGCUCUUUGCCUCAUCGCAUGGAGUCGCUGGAAGCAAAGGGCUCCUUUGACCUCCAGGAUACUCUGCAGGUGCCCUCCCUGUACCGGACCAGCAGCAUGCACAGCAGCCGGACCUCCGCCUCCGAGCACCAGGACUGCAACGGGAAGACCUCUCCGGGCCUGCUGCUGCACCAGCUCCACCUGGAUGACCUCCGACAGGACUGCGAUGACUGCGACGAUGAAGGCAACAUGAGCAAAAGGGACCGCAUGAAGGCAUGGGUACGGGCACGUCUCCCCACCUGCUGCAAAGAGAGAGACUCCUGGUCUAUCUACAUCUUCGCCCCUCACUCAAGAUUCCGUCUGAUGUGCAAUAAAAUCAUCACGCACAAGAUGUUCGAUCAUAUCGUCUUGGUGAUCAUUUUCUUGAACUGCAUCACCAUUGCCAUGGAACGACCCAAGAUCGAGCCUCACAGUGCUGAACGGAUUUUCCUAACGCUCUCCAACUACAUCUUUACAGUUAUCUUCCUGACUGAGAUGACAGUUAAGGUGGUGGCACUAGGCUUGUGUUUUGGGGAGAAAGCCUACUUGAAAAGCAGCUGGAACGUGCUGGAUGGGGUGCUGGUUCUCAUCUCCGUCAUCGACAUCCUGGUCUCAAUGGUGUCAGACAGCGGCACAAAAAUCCUGGGGAUGCUACGAGUUUUGAGACUGCUGAGGACUCUGCGGCCCUUAAGAGUUAUUAGUCGAGCCCAAGGACUGAAGCUGGUGGUGGAGACUCUCAUGUCAUCCUUGAAGCCCAUCGGGAACAUCGUGGUCAUCUGCUGUGCCUUUUUCAUAAUCUUUGGGAUCCUGGGAGUUCAGCUUUUCAAAGGCAAGUUUUUUGUCUGCCAGGGGGAGGACACCAGAAACAUCACAAAUAAAUCGGAUUGUACAGAAGCAAGCUACAAAUGGGUCCGGCACAAGUAUAAUUUUGAUAAUCUCGGCCAGGCCCUGAUGUCUCUCUUUGUUCUGGCCUCCAAGGACGGGUGGGUGGAUAUCAUGUAUGAUGGCUUAGAUGCUGUAGGAGUUGACCAGCAGCCAGUCAUGAACUACAACCCAUGGAUGCUCCUCUACUUCAUCUCCUUCCUGCUCAUCGUGGCCUUCUUUGUCCUCAACAUGUUCGUGGGUGUGGUGGUGGAGAAUUUCCACAAAUGUCGGCAGCACCAGGAGGAGGAAGAAGCCAAGAGGCGGGAGGAGAAGAGGCUUCGCCGGCUGGAGAAAAAGAGAAGGAGUAAGGAGAAACAGAUGGCUGAUCUAAUGCUGGAUGAUGUAUUAAUGGAGAGCUCAGCCAGUGCAGUGCAAGAAGCACAGUGUAAGCCCUACUAUUCAGAUUACUCCCGCUUCCGCCUCCUGAUCCACCAGAUGUGCACCAGCCACUACCUGGAUUUGUUCAUCACUGGAGUGAUCGGCCUCAACGUGAUCACCAUGGCCAUGGAGCAUUACCAGCAGCCAAAGGUUCUCGAUGAAGCCCUGAAGAUUUGCAAUUACAUCUUCACCGUUAUCUUUGUCCUGGAGUCUGUUUUCAAGCUUGUCGCCUUCGGGUUUCGCCGCUUCUUCCAAGACAGAUGGAAUCAAUUAGAUCUGGCAAUUGUGCUGCUGUCUAUCAUGGGCAUCACUUUGGAAGAGAUCGAGGUGAACGCUUCGCUACCAAUUAACCCUACUAUUAUCCGAAUCAUGAGGGUUCUCAGGAUUGCUCGAGUGUUGAAGUUGCUGAAGAUGGCUGUAGGGAUGAGAGCCCUGUUGGACACCGUGAUGCAAGCGCUGCCGCAGGUGGGGAAUCUGGGUCUUCUCUUCAUGUUGUUGUUUUUCAUAUUUGCAGCUCUUGGAGUGGAGCUGUUUGGAGACCUUGAGUGCGAUGACACACACCCCUGCGAGGGGCUGGGACGGCACGCCACCUUCAGAAACUUUGGGAUGGCCUUUCUGACUCUUUUCCGAGUAUCCACAGGAGACAACUGGAACGGGAUAAUGAAGGACACGCUGCGAGACUGUGACCAGGAGUCCACCUGCUACAACACCGUCAUUUCACCCAUCUACUUCGUCUCCUUCGUGCUGACAGCCCAGUUUGUCCUGGUGAACGUGGUGAUCGCAGUGCUCAUGAAGCACUUGGAGGAGAGCAACAAGGAGGCUAAAGAGGAGGCAGAACUUGAAGCAGAACUGGAGAUGGAAAUGAAGACAAUCACCCCCGGCCAACACAGCCCCUCGGACAUCUUUGCAUGGACAGGCAGCACCAGUGGAGAGAGACCUGAGAGCCCCCGAGGAAGUACCAAUCCCAUGCAAAUCAAGGUGGAUUCUCAGCUCUCAUUAGUUUACCGUAUGGAAAGGCACUUGUUUGAUACCAUAUCACUGCUGAUCCAGGAAUCUCUGGAAGGAGAGCUGAAGCUGAUGGACAACCUGUCAGGCUCUGUGUGCCAUCAUUAUGCCCUCCCAGCUCCUGAAUAUUACAACUCUGAGAACCAGGCUGUUCUCCGCUCCAAAGAUGACACGCUGACUCUGUCUCCCAGCAAGGACUUGCUGAGCGUGAGAAAGCCUUCGGUGGGGCGCACCCACUCUUUGCCAAAUGACAGCUACAUGUUCCAGCCACCGUACUCCGGCCCCUGCCCUGCCUCCCUGGGUGAGAGGAAUCCGGCACAUCACAAGUCCCAGUCAGGUUCAAAGGCGUCGGUGCAGUCACAGCCGGCGGACACCAGCUCUCUCCUGCAAAUUCCAAAAGAUCAUUUUCAGCACAUAAGAGCUCAUGACCAUUUGAUGAGGGAGAGCAAACCCCAGGUUUCCCGGCAGAUGCACUCUCCUUCUGCUGAAAGGCUGCUCCGCAGACAGAUGGCUAUAAGGAAUGACUCUUUGGAUAGCAAGGAGAAUCUCCACACCGAGGUGAGUGAACUCUCUGACCCAAAUGUCCCCGCUGUGCCCAAGGAGGAGUCAUCGGUGGCUCUGACACCCUCAGAAGUGCAAGAGUUGGCUGCAUGGAGCCGGGCAAGUGUUCGUACGCAGCAGCUUUCCCACAAUCAGUAUAAUAUUUCAAAGCAGGCACCAGCAUCGUGUGCUUGUGCAGACUCAUAUCAGGAGACACCUGGAGAUUCAAUGGACCAAGAAGUAUCUGAAAUAAACAGCUCCUCAGAGCCUUUCGCUUCAGAAACUUGUACAGCCUCGAGUGCCUGUUCAGAGGUUCAGCCUCUCACUCCUAAGAGGAACAUAGGCAAUACUGGCAACGUUAUGUUGAAGGACCUGAAGAAAUACCACAGUGUAGACACCCAGGGUCUUCUAAAAAAACCUCCCUCUUGGUUAGAUGAUCAAAGGAGACAUUCAAUAGAAAUUUGUUCAAUGGAAAACAGCCCUCAGCACCAUUCCACAUCUAGCUCUUCUGGCUUCAUAAGUCAGGUGGUAAGUGAAAUGGAAGGCUUGCAAGGAACACGGCAGAAGAAAAAACUGAGCCCUCCCUGUAUAUCUAUAGACCCACCCGAUGGACAGAGUUUGCUACCUAGGGGACCUCACAGCAUCUCACCUGCCGGCGGAGACAUUUGCUUGAGACGGCGUGCUCCAUCUUGUGAGUCCAAGGAUUCGAUGGAUAUAGGGGAUUCGUUGCUUCCAGACAGUAUGUCAACAUCUCCUACCCCAAAGAAAGACUUGUUGACACUUCCUAGCUUUUCCUUUGAUCAAACGGAAAUGGACCCCUGA
This is a messenger RNA of Opisthocomus hoazin, 6777 nucleotides long. The record is from RefSeq and is a predicted model, not a curated record. NCBI's taxonomy places the organism in Eukaryota, Metazoa, Chordata, Aves, Opisthocomiformes, Opisthocomidae.